CCUCCUCAUCCUCCUCAUCGUUCUUACCGUCGUGUUGAGCACUGGCGCCCCCCAGCGGUAAUAGUCUGGUGGUGCCGUCUUGCUGGUCACAUAAAGCGUUAGAUGAAAUAUCGAAUAUGAAAAUAUAAAAUAAAAUAUAAACAACUCAGGCAUUAUUAGUCAAUUUCAUAGUAGUUGUUUUUUAUUCAAAUGCAACAAGCAGUCCUCAUGUUCAAAAUAUGAAAAUGAAAAUGUGUUCUUUUUUACUUCCCCAAAAUUCUAAACUAUAUAUGUUAACAAAAACAUUUUAUUAUGAAUUUAUGGAUGAAUUUUCAAGUGUCCAGGUUCUUAUAAGACUCUGUGGUCAUAUAGUACUCCAUUGUGCGUGGAUGCGUGUACACACCAAAGUUGACCUCGAUUUCCAGUUAAGGUGCGAGGCGCCCAGUGGAAUGUAAUAAGCUCCUGCAAAGGUGUGUCUUCCCAUACACAUCCAGCAGUCUUCAACGUUUCCCAGCAUUUUACUUUGCACCCUGCACAACAUCUCAGGCUACUUCUGCAGUAGGCUUCCUCCCCCGAUUUUCUGCUUUUGGAGAUGAAGAGAAGAAUCUGCUACGCGUUUCUCCUGGCGAUCUGGUUCUCAGGCUACCGGGCCGAUCCCCCGGCGCCGCAUCUGAUUUUUAUCAUGGCGGAUGAUCAGGGUUACGGCGACGUCGGCUACCACGGCUCGGACAUCCGCACGCCCGUCUUGGAUCGGUUGGCGGCGGAGGGAGUGAAACUGGAAAAUUAUUACGUUCAACCCAUCUGCUCGCCCUCUCGGAGUCAACUCAUGACAGGACGCUACCAAAUUCACACGGGCUUGCAGCAUUCAAUCAUCCGUCCACGUCAACCCCUCUGCCUCCCCCCGGACGUCCCCACCCUGCCCGAGCGUCUGUCGGAGGCGGGUUACGCCACGCACAUGGUGGGGAAAUGGCACCUGGGCUUCUGCAGGCCCGGCUGCUCGCCCACGGCACGAGGCUUCCGCAGCUUCCUGGGCACGCUCACCGGUAGCGGAGACCAUUUCUCCUAUCAGAGCUGUGACAAUGCCGAAGCUUGUGGAUUUGACCUGCAUGACGGAGAUACACCGGCGUGGGACAUGGCGGGAAAUUACUCCACUCUGCUUUAUAUUGACAGAGUGAAGCAGAUCCUGAGAAGUCACAACUCUAGCACGCCCCUCUUCCUCUACCUUUCCUUGCAAGCCGCCCACACACCCCUGCAGGCACCUGACCACUUCCUGGACUUGUACCCGUCCCAGAGCAAUCGCAUCCGCCGUCACUACGCGGCCAUGCUCAGCUGCUUGGACCACGGCGUGGGUCAAGUGGUCGACCAGCUGAAGGCGAGCGGUCUUUAUGAAAACUCCGUUGUGAUCUACUCGUCCGAUAACGGUGGGCAGCCUCUGUCCGGAGGAAGCAACUGGCCGCUUCGGGGCGGCAAAGGGACAUACUGGGAGGGCGGCAUCCGGGCGGUGGGAUUUGUCCACAGUCCCCUCCUGAAGGUCAAGGGGGUGGUCAGCAAGGCGCUUAUCCACGUCUCGGAUUGGUACCCGACGUUGUUGUCACUGGCUGGUGCCCCGCAGUCCCACCGAGGAUUGGACGGUCACGACGUUUGGGGCGCCAUCAGCGAGGGGCUCCCCUCACCUCGCACGGAAAUCCUCUUCAACAUCGACCCGGUCUCCAGGAAACCCGGGGAGCCCUACGACAAGGCUUUGGUGCUCAACGGCUUCGGGAUCUGGGACACGGCGGUGAGGGCGGCGAUCCGCGCCGGGGAUUGGAAGCUACUGACCGGAAACGUGGGCGACGGCGACUGGACGCCACCGCGAGCCAACAACGACGGUCCGGAGCGCUGGCAGGGCCUGGAGAAGCGGCGCAACGAGGUGGGCAAGUCGGUAUGGCUGUUCAACGUCUCCUCCGACCCUUACGAGAGGUGCGACAUGGCCCGAGCUCGGCCGGAGAUCGUCAAGCAUCUCCUGAACCGGCUGGCGGAGUACAACCGCACCGCAGUGGUGCCGAGAAACCCACCCGACGACCCCAUGGCGGACCCCGAGCUGCACGGCGGGGUGUGGGGACCCUGGCUGGGACUGGAGGGACAAGAUGGAGAUGAGGUUGGCAGAAAAAGCAGGGCGACAAGAGUCAAGCAAUGCAAGUUGUGCAAAUUAAAAGCGCUCUUUAAAAAGGUGAGGUCGCGUCUGCAGAAGAACGCCGUGUUCUUCUGAGGACAUCGUGUUCUGCUACAGCCAAAGACAUUGCGGGGGGGGACCUUAAAAGGUCCAAACAAAAUGUAGUAUUCUGUCAUCAGAUGUCAAACACUCGAUUUGGGACUUAUGAUAUACGUACAGUGCUUAACAAAAUAAACCACACCUAUUUAAUUCCCUCAGGAAAACGUUUUCAUCACCAGGUAGCUAUUUAGCGGCUAGCACGUGAUACAGCUACCGCAGAAAAUGCCUCUCGUCCGUCUUGUUUAUGAAUAUUCAGCUAUCCUCAUUUGCCGAUUCUGGUCAAUUCCCACGACAGCCACCCACCAUCAGUCCCUCAGCUACCCUCUCUGCAGCUCCCCCUCCGUUUCCUCAUCCUACUCAUUUUUGUCUUGCGCACGGAUCGAGACACACUUUCAUAAUCAAGGUUUGUAACGUAUGUGUCAUAUCAGCAUGUGCAAACAGCUCAAUAAAUUCACUGUAAAUGACUUUAAACUUUCUUUUACCUCCUCACUCAUUAGAUUUGAAAUGCCACCAUUUUAGGGUGGUACAAAUUGUAGAGAUUAUGUAUAUAUGUUUGAAACCCGUAUUUUAAAUACAAUGUUGACCAGACUUAAGUUUAUUUGGCACACCUAUAGGGUCAUGUAGCCUCAAGAGUGCCCCCUGCU
Molecule: messenger RNA, 2874 nt
Organism: Syngnathus acus (greater pipefish)
Lineage: Eukaryota; Metazoa; Chordata; Actinopteri; Syngnathiformes; Syngnathidae
Product: arylsulfatase I
Exons: 4
Coding region: 572-2227 (551 amino acids)
Source: RefSeq, a predicted model, not a curated record